Molecule: messenger RNA, 589 nt
Organism: Perognathus longimembris pacificus (Pacific pocket mouse)
Lineage: Eukaryota; Metazoa; Chordata; Mammalia; Rodentia; Heteromyidae
Product: spermatogenesis-associated protein 7-like
Exons: 3
Coding region: 125-370 (81 amino acids)
Biological process (GO): protein localization to photoreceptor connecting cilium; photoreceptor cell maintenance; protein localization to photoreceptor outer segment
Cellular component (GO): photoreceptor distal connecting cilium; axoneme; rod photoreceptor outer segment
Source: RefSeq, a predicted model, not a curated record
CUUAGCAACCGGACGGGCAUCGGUGUCCCGGGCCGCUGCCGACUCCUCCUUUCCACGCCACCAUUGCAGGGGGGGUAGGGCCCGGCCGGGGGAAGGACCCGAGGGGACCCAGCGUGUCCCCACGAUGGCUGCGAGAGGACUAAACAUGGACGGCAGCCGGAGAGUCAGAACCCCUGUCCUUCCCAAAUAUGGUCCACCAUGUAUAUUUAAAGGACACUUGAGCACCAAAAGUAAUGCUUUUUGCACUGACUCCUCUUCUCUCAGACUAACCACUCUCCAGCUGGUCAAGAAUCACAUGGCUGUUCACUAUAAUAAAAUCCUUUCAGCCAAAGGUAAAAGUGUAAAUGUGAACUUUCUGUGCCCAAUUUGACACCCCACUCCCCCCACCAGCUUUUUGACUCCCCAAAAUAAAUCUUUGGCAAAAAUUAUUUUAUAGGAGGAUUUGUCUCUGGUAUAGUGGGAUACCAACCAUUGACUGUGUCUGUGGCACAGACUCAGAACACUGGGGGUUUUGUUUGUGUUUUUUUACUAUAUUUGAAAUCUCUAUAAUGCCUACACUAUUUAAUUUUGUGUGUUAGAAUUAUUAUUU